Messenger RNA from Pangasianodon hypophthalmus (striped catfish), 3516 nucleotides. RefSeq names its product mitogen-activated protein kinase 14b (gene mapk14b). The record is from RefSeq and is a predicted model, not a curated record. Gene Ontology annotation, biological process: intracellular signal transduction; protein phosphorylation. Gene Ontology annotation, molecular function: ATP binding; MAP kinase activity. The coding region runs from base 1 to 1407 and encodes 468 amino acids. Lineage: Eukaryota; Metazoa; Chordata; Actinopteri; Siluriformes; Pangasiidae. The transcript is spliced from 12 exons. Gene Ontology annotation, cellular component: cytoplasm; nucleus.
AUGGCUGGUUUGCUUAUUGAACGCGGCACCGAAUCAGGAAAAAUCUCCCACAGCAAACAGCUCAGUCCGAGAAGAGACGCGCAGCAAGUUGGCAGGCGGAUCAGCGCGAGCGCGAGAGUGAGUGUGAGCGCGCGACCACAAACUGCACCUGCAGCACCGAUCCAUGCACUGAUAUUGAUUUUUGGAGCUUUUGUUGUUGUUGGUUUUGAUUCCUCGGUUCAGGAAGCGAAAAGCAUCGGAGAGGGGAGGGGGAGCAGAAGUUUUUCAGCCGGACUGAGCUCGCGUUGUUGGGAGAGGAAGGGGGGCCGAGGAUCGGCAGGAAUGUCCCAGAAGGAGAGACCCGCUUUCUACCGACAGGAGCUUAAUAAAACCAUAUGGGAGGUACCUGAGAGGUACAAGAACCUCGCUCCGGUCGGUUCGGGCGCUUAUGGAUCUGUAUGCUCGGCGUAUGACGUAAAGACGGGCCUGAAGGUUGCUGUGAAGAAGCUGUCACGACCUUUCCAGUCCAUCAUCCACGCCAAGCGCACCUACCGAGAACUGCGGCUGCUCAAGCACAUGAAACACGAGAAUGUGAUUGGCCUGUUGGAUGUGUUCACGCCCGCCACCACCCUCGAGGAAUUUACCGAUGUGUACCUCGUGACUCACCUAAUGGGCGCUGACCUCAACAACAUCGUCAAAUGCCAGAAGCUAACAGAUGACCAUGUGCAGUUCCUCAUCUAUCAGAUUUUGCGUGGCCUAAAGUACAUUCAUUCAGCAGACAUCAUCCACAGAGACCUGAAGCCCAGUAACCUGGCUGUAAAUGAAGACUGUGAGCUUAAGAUCCUGGACUUUGGCCUUGCAAGACAUACAGACGAUGAGAUGACGGGCUAUGUGGCUACACGAUGGUAUCGUGCACCUGAGAUCAUGCUCAACUGGAUGCACUACAACAUGACAGUGGACAUCUGGUCUGUGGGCUGCAUCAUGGCCGAGCUUCUCACUGGACGGACUCUGUUUCCUGGCACUGAUCAUAUUGAUCAGUUGAAGCUUAUCAUGCUGCUCGUCGGAACCCCAGGGCCCGAGCUCUUGAUGAAAAUAUCUUCGGAGUCUGCCAGAAACUACAUAAAUUCUUUGCCGCACAUGCCAAAGAGGAACUUCGCGGAUGUAUUCAUUGGUGCCAACCCAUUAGCCGUGGACCUGCUGGAGAAGAUGCUGGUUUUGGACACGGAUACGCGGAUCACGGCCUCAGAGGCGCUGGCCCACCCGUACUUCGCGCAGUACCACGACCCGGAAGAUGAGCCUGAGGCCGAGCCUUACGACCAGAGCUUCGAGAGCCGAGAGCUGGACAUUGAGGAGUGGAAAAGACUGACGUAUGAAGAAGUCCUGAGCUUUGAGCCGCCCGUGUUUGACGGAGAUGAGAUGGAGUCAUGAGUCUGUCUUUCCUCACCUCCUGGAGCGACAGAAGCUGCCUCAUAACCACCUUUAAACAGAAAAAAAAACACACACACAAACACACAGCGUGACAUUAAAGGAACAGUCUGACCAAAAACUGUUAAUGCUCAUCAAGAAUGGAAGCUGUAGCCUUGAAUUAGCAUCAUGCAAAUAGAACUGUGCUAAUUGGGGGCCGUUGGGUUCCAUUAGUGGUUUAAGGACGGACAUUAGCAUAGUUUGGUUACAUUGCUCCUUUAAAGUGCCUGUGCCAUCAUUCAGUACUGGCUUCCCAAUUAUCAGAGACUAUUUAUAAGUGGAGGAAAACGAAAACACAUACAGACGCCUCCACUAUGGACACUGAGAAUGUAGAGUAUUACUGAGUAAUAUUUUUUUCUCUAUUGCUGUUAUUGGAUCUGUUUUCUUUCUAUCCGUUUUUACUUUGAAAUGUCAUUUUAAAAUGAUAGUAGAAUUUUCAUGAGAUAUUAUUAUUUAAAUUUGAGGAUGGGGGGGGGUUGGGGGGAAUAGCAAUCAUAUCUGUCUUCUACUAUCACACUUUUUGGCAUGUAGUUUAUUCUCAAAAGUACGGUCCCUGCUUUCAGCCGGUACAGUAACAAUGGCCGUGAGGCGUUCUUAAAUGAGUCACGUUAGUGUUUUUAGAGCUGUAAAUAAAACAUUGCGCUUGUAAAUAAAUAAGAUUGUGCAGGAGCGUUAGUUUUACGGAGUUCCAUCCUCUGUUGUUGAUGCAGAGAAGGAAUCAGGAGUGGAAUCAAUCAGUGAAUGUAAAAUAGACCAUGUGUUGUGCAGGAUGAGCUCAUGUCUGUGUAUCAACGCUCUCCCUUUAUCUCUUAACCUCAAAGUUUAUCCAGCAUCUCUUAACCUUUAUCCAGCAUAGGAAUCCCCGGGGACUCCAGGUGAUCUACGUUUUUGUUCCUUACCAGCUCCAGGCACAACAGUACCAUGUGUUUAGUGCUCUUGAUUUAGGUUGAUUUAUGAUUUAGGCAUGUUCUGAGCUGGAAGGGAGCAAAAAUGAGGAGUGUUUAGGGUUUUUGGGAAACACCGUGCAACUGCCAUAUUUUUUGUUCUUCCAAAUUGUAGAAAAUAUAUCUUAAGUAGUGCUUGAUAAGCAAAAGAAUGUCUGACUUCCUUCUUAUACGCGGCCUGUGGGUUGAUCGUGGGAUUUUGCUAUUUAUAAAUAUGAAAAUUCACCAGAAAUUUGAGACGCAUCAUGUAUUUGUUUCUCGCGCCAUCUUUAGAUGAAAUGUACACCUGACCGCCUGUCUUACAGCCUGGCCCUUUGGCCUCUUUUUUUGUGCUGUAUGUUAUUAUUUACAUCAUUUUUUCAAACAGAGCACUGUUCAGUCAGUCGAAUGGGUAAAUUACACUGUGUCGAGUGUUAAGGGAGUCGUAGUGGCUUGCUCCAGUAUGAUUGGAUCUCUGAGUGUCCUGUAAUGUCAUAAUCCUCCUUCAGGAUGCCUUUUUCUCACAGCCUGAUGAUUCUCAUUUGCUGGUAUUUUGAGCAGGUCUCGGUGCUGCUUCAGACCAUGUCAAUCUGAGCCAAAAUCUGAGUGUGAUCCCAUUUUAGCACAGAAGACCAACUCCAAGAAUGUGGGUACAUCUCAAACCCCUUACUCUAAUAAAAUAGGAUAAGACACACAUACCUGCAUACAUGCAAGUGGCAUACAAUUUUGAUAUUCCAGUUAAUGAGGUUUGGGACACAGAUUUUUUUUUUUUUUUUUUUUGAACACAGUAAACCGUGCCAGCAUCUAACUUAUUAUAUUAGUAAUAUUUGUUAAGAUUAUUUCGAGUGUGUUUUCCAUGGUGUAUAUUAUUAAUUUCAUUCUGCAAUAUUCUGUUUUGAGCAUGAUUAGCAAUGCGUGAGGGAAUGUAAGGCUGUUUUUGUAUGUUUACAAUAAUUCAUUAAAAAAAAUCACAAAAGUGGUCAGUCAUACACCAGGUUAUCCAUAAUUGUGUUGUUUUCAUGUGGUCUUUUUGUAAUACAAAAGGAAAGACACUCAAGUCCUUUUGUACCACUUGGCUAAUUCAUCAGUGCAAGCAGCUGACAACCUGUAAACCACUGGUAGUACAAUAAAGGCAAUUAUUAUUUUUCAA